AAAGAGUUAGAUUUGGUUCCCAAUUCUGAAUUCCCAUUCACGCCGACGAGAAGAAUUUCUUCGUUUCUUCAACUCUGUCUCUAGGACCAGCCAUCCAACAUCUAUGAUUCAUUGAUUCUCCAGGGCCAAGCUCCAGUCGUCCAGCUUCUGUGUUUCUCUAGAGUCCAGGCUCCAAGUCUCCAACUGUCCAGAUCUUCGAUUUUGUCUCUAGAAGCAGGAUGGAAAAUCAAGGACGGAAAAAAGGGAAAACUAUUAUCUCCUUCUUCAACAAGAAACGUGGAGAAGAAACAUCAACAAGUGUUGAUAUUCCUAUGACUACUACAGAAUCUCAACCUCACGCCAAGGUUCCAAGGAUUGCAUUUGAUGAGAAUGAUCUUGAACGAGAUCCUGGACUACGUAUUCCAAUAUGGAGUCAUCCUGUUUAUAAUAAAGAUGAAGUUAGACGUGCUUAUAUCAAAUGGGGACCAAAUCAACCUGUCUUGGCAAACUAUCCGAGGACUAAAAGCGGAGGUCAAAACCAACGAUUUCAACAAAGUUGGUUCAUAAAAUUUCCAUGGUUAGAGUACUCUAUUUCAAAGGAUGCAGCAUUUUGCUUUCCGUGCUUCGUUUUUCAAGAUCGCGAACCUCUACAUCCUGCUUUUACCGUUAAUGGUUUCAAUAGUUGGAAGAGAGUGAACAAUGGGGCCAAAUGUGUAUUCUUAGCACAUAUGGGAGGUCCUACUUCCCCACACAAUAAUGCAGUGAGAAAUGUUGAGGCAUUGAAGAAUAUAUCUCGGCACAUCGAUAAAGUCAUGAAUGUUCAAAGUUUGGAAAAUGUUAAGAAAAAUCGGUUAUGUCUUAAGACUACCAUUGAUAGUGUUCGGUGGCUUACUUUACAAGGAUGCGCUUUGAGAGGUCAUGAUGAAUCUUUAACAUCAAAGAACCGUGGUAAUCUAGUUGAGUUGAUUAGUUUGAUGGGAAAGUUGAAUGUUGAGAUUGAUGAUGUUGUCUUAGAAAAGGCUCCAGGGAAUGCAAAAUAUACGUCUCACUUGAUCCAAAAGGAUAUUUUGCAUAUCCUAUCCACAAAAGUGAGAAACAAAAUUCGUGAGGAAGUUGGGAAUGCAAGGUUUUGUAUUUUGGUUGAUGAAGCAAAGGAUGUAUCGAAUAGAGAACAAAUGGCGAUUAUUCUGAGAUUUGUGGAUAUUCACGGAUACUUACAAGAACGAUUUUUUGAGAUUGUGCAUGUUGAAGAUACUUGUGCUUUAACUCUAAAGAAUCAAAUAUCACAAGUUCUCACUCGACACAAUUUGCACAUCAAAGAUUUACGAGGUCAGGGAUAUGAUGGUGCCAGCAAUAUGCGUGGUGCAUGGAACGGAUUGCAAGUUUUAUUUCGCAGUGAUUGUGAGUAUGCAUACUAUGUUCAUUGUUUUGCUCAUCGUCUACAACUUGCUUUAGUUGCAGCUGCCGAGAAAGAGAUUUCAGUUUGGCUAUUCUUUUCAAAAUUGACUUGCAUUGUUAAUCUUGUUAGUGCUUCUCCUAAGCGGUAUACCGAGUUACGAUCUACCCAAGCUUCUGAGAUUGAAUGUGACAUAGCUAGUGGUGAACGUGAGACCGGUAAAGGGGCUAAUCAGAUUGGUACUUUGCAUAGAGCUGGUACUACUCGAUGGAGCUCACAUUUUGACUCCAUUUGUAGUUUGAUAGAUAUGUAUGGUGCAACUAUUAUUGUGCUUCGAUCUUUGGUUAAAGAAGGAGCUACAAAUAAAAUUUGUGGGGAAGUUGGUGGUUGUUUAAUGUCGAUGUAGUCCUUUGAUUUUAUAUUCAUAUUGCAUCUUAUGCACAAGAUUAUGGGGAUUUCGGAUAUGCUUUGUCGAACUUUGCAGCAAAAAUCUUUGGAUAUUUUGAAUGCAAUGAAUUUGGUCUCAAUGACAAAAGAAUUACUUCGAACACUGCGAGAAGAAGGUUUUGAUCAUCUCCUUGGGCAUGUGAAAUCAAUUUGCUUGAAGUUUGAUAUUGAUAUACCUGAUAUGAGCACUCGGUACAAAGAAGCUACAGGACGUUAUUGCCAACAGAAUGAUGAUAUCACAGUUCAACAUCACUAUUGCAUUGACAUCUUUAAAGCUACGGUUGAUUAUAUAUUGGAUGAGUUACGUAUUAGAUUCAAUGAAGAGUCAAUGGAACUGCUUAUGCUCAGCUCUGCUUUAGAUCCUAGGGACAACUUCAAAGGUUUUGAUCCUGAUCGCAUUCUUUUACUUGCUGAGAAGUUUUAUCCAGCUGACUUUAGCGGACAAGACAUAUAUCUUUUGAAAUGUCAGUUAGAUCAUUAUCGACUUGAUGUGGUUUGCCAUGAGAAGUUUCAGAAUAUGUCAACAAUUUCAUAAUUGUGUCGUGGGUUAGUAGAAACAAACAAGGCAGGGUCUUAUAAUUUAAUCGACAGGUUGAUUCGUCUCAUUUUGACUCUUCCUGUUUCCACGGCAACUACAGAACGUGCAUUUUCAGCUAUGAAAUUCAUCAAAAGUGAUCUUCGUAACAAGAUGGAAAAUGAGUAUUUGAACGAUUCAUUGGUUGUCUUCAUCGAAAGAGAAAUCGCAGAAACUAUCGAUACAGAUUCGAUAAUAGAUACCUUUGCUUCUUCAAAGGAUCGAAGAGUCCUAUUUUCCUAGUAGGUGUCAUUUUGCUAGUAUUUGAGCUGGUAGUUAGUUAUUAUGGUGUAUCCCUGCAUAUUUGUAAUAGCAUGCUCUUAUUUUUACA
Molecule: messenger RNA, 2727 nt
Organism: Tripterygium wilfordii
Lineage: Eukaryota; Viridiplantae; Streptophyta; Magnoliopsida; Celastrales; Celastraceae
Product: zinc finger MYM-type protein 1-like
Exons: 2
Coding region: 219-1781 (520 amino acids)
Source: RefSeq, a predicted model, not a curated record